Molecule: messenger RNA, 1101 nt
Organism: Metarhizium robertsii ARSEF 23
Lineage: Eukaryota; Fungi; Ascomycota; Sordariomycetes; Hypocreales; Clavicipitaceae
Exons: 1
Coding region: 1-1101 (366 amino acids)
Biological process (GO): regulation of transcription by RNA polymerase II; positive regulation of cyclin-dependent protein serine/threonine kinase activity; nucleotide-excision repair
Cellular component (GO): transcription factor TFIIH holo complex
Molecular function (GO): cyclin-dependent protein serine/threonine kinase activator activity
Source: RefSeq, a predicted model, not a curated record
AUGACGCGAAACGGUACCAGCACCGUCUCAGCGCGCCAUGGCGCAGCAACUGGCCUCGGUGCCCCCAACGACGAGGACGAGACAUGUCCCGUGUGCAAAACGACCCGGUACUUCAACCGGGACAUGGAAUUCCUCAUCAACCCAGAGUGCUACCACCGAAUGUGCAAAACGUGCGUCGAGCGAAUCUUCAAAGACGGGCCCAACCAAUGCCCCUACGCCACAUGCCACAAGACCCUGCGACUACGUGGUUUCAAGUCCGCCUUCUUCGCCGACCUGACUGUGGAGCGGGAGGUCGAUAUUCGCCGCCGCGUAGCUCAGAUAUUCAACAAGGUCGAGGAUGACUUUGAAUCACUCGAUUCAUACAACAAGUACCUAGAAUACGUGGAAGACCUGACCUUCAAGCUCGUCAAUGGCCCGCCCGAGGCCAAGGGCGAAGCAGAAGGCGAGCUGGCCGCGUGGGAAGCACAGCACAAGGCCGAAAUCGAGCGCAACAAGAAACUCGCGCGCGAGUCAGACGACUCGCGGAAAAGGCGACUCGCGGCCGAACAAGACGCCGCCCGGCAACGACGCCUGCAGGACCUGCAACAAGACGCCGAGGAGAAGGCCAGCGCCGCGCGGUUCCGUGAAGAAAUGCUCGACUCGCUGCAGAGCGCAGAAGUGGGACACGCCACCGAGACAAUGGAUAAGAUCAUGCUCAAGAAGCGAGGGCAGCAGAAGAGGGAUUCGGCGAGGGACGCUCUGUCCGGCCCCGCGGGGGGCCUGUCGAUCCGCGGGCUGCGGGACAAGACUCGUGGUGUGGCAGACGACAACAAGCCGUAUGAUCCGUUUGGGGGCCUGGAUCUGGCGCCGACCAGAGUUGAUUUGGGACACGAUAGAUUACAAGAGUAUCACAGCGAGUGGAUAGACGUGAUGCGCUCCAAGAGCGAGUAUCUCGUCGGCGGGUACAGUGCCGACGAGUACAUCUCGAGAGCUCUGUACGAGUCGUUUUCGGGGCUGGGCGUGUUCAUCGCAGAGGACAAGGUGGACAGGGCGGUUGCUACGGCCGGCGCCAGCGAGGCUGCUGUUGCCGGCGGGAAGAUGGACACCGAUGAUGUGUUUUAG